GGAACUCACUGCAGGUCUCUGGCUGGCUCAGCCCUUCUGUCAUCGAUUGCUUUGGGAAGCGGAUGAAGGGGAGACCCUGGCACCUCCACCUGGAGGCUCAUCUAAGAGGGUGGGGCCAAAGGUGGGAGGGACAAACGAGGCAGAUCAUUAAUCAGCUGGGAGCCCUGGGAGGUGACAUGGUCAGCUCCGUUGGUCCCCAACCCAGUCAGGCCAGGUUGUCCCUGGUGAGGAGGCUGCCUUGCUGUGCCUCCCCUGCAGCCAGCCCUCGGCUGUUCCUGCUGUCCCCUCAGCCUGGCCCUGCUUCCCCUCUGAUCCUUUCAGGAUGGCGGAGGCCAACCUGAGGGGCUGGCUGCUCUGGGUCCUGCUCCUGCACUUGGCCCAGGGUGAGCUGUACACGCCCAUUCACCAGCCUGGCUACUGCGCCUUCUAUGAUGAGUGCGGGAAGAACCCAGAACUGUCCGGAGGCCUGGGUACGCUGUCCAAUGUGUCCUGUCUGUCCAACACGCCUGCCCGCCAAGUCACAGGCGACCACCUGACCCUCCUACAGCACAUCUGCCCCCGCCUCUACACUGGCCCUAGCUCCACCUACGCCUGCUGUUCCCUCCAGCAGCUGGUGUCCCUGGAGGCCAGCCUGGCGGUCACCAAGGCCCUCUUGACCCGCUGCCCGGCUUGCUCUGACAACUUCGUGAACUUGCACUGCCACAACACCUGUAGCCCUAACCAGAGCCUCUUCAUUAACGUGACCCGCGUGGCCGGGCAGGGGGGCAGCCAGCCCCGGGCUGUGGUGGCCUAUGAGGCCUCCUACCAGCGCAGCUUUGCUGAGCAGACCUACGACUCCUGCAGCCGGGUGCGUGUCCCCGCUGCCGCCACACUGGCCGUGAGUACCAUGUGUGGCGUCUACGGCUCUGCCCUCUGCAAUGCCCAGCGCUGGCUCAAUUUCCAGGGGGACACAGGGAAUGGCCUGGCACCCCUGGACAUCACCUUCCACCUGUGGGAGCCCGGCCAGACCCCAGGGAGCGGGAUGCAGCCUCUGAAUGGGGAGACUGCACAUUGCAAUGAGUCUCAAGGGGACGGCACGGCGGCCUGCUCCUGCCAGGACUGUGCUGCUUCCUGCCCGGUCAUUGCACAGCCCCAGGCCCUGGACACCACUUUCCGCCUGGGCCGGAUGGCGGGUUGGCUGGCCGUCGUCAUCAUCCUCUGCUCACUCUUCGCUGUGCUGACUGCCUUCCUCGUGCGGCCCCGCCUGGCCUCCUGCGGGGGCAAGGGCAGGACGCUGGACCCCAAGGUGGGCACCAGCCUCUUCGACAGGCUCAGCCUCUCCACCCACACCUUGCUUAGUCAGUGCUUCCAGGGCUGGGGCACAUGGGUGGCCUCGUGGCCGGUGACCAUCCUGGUGGUGUCUGUCGCUGUGGUGGUGGCCUUGGCAAGUGGCCUGGGCUUUAUGGAACUGACCAUGGACCCCGUGGAGCUGUGGUCGGCCCCCAACAGCCAAGCCCGGAGCGAGAAGGCAUUCCAUGACCAGCAUUUUGGCCCCUUCUUCCGAACCAACCAGGUGAUCUUGACAGCUCCUAACCGGCCCAGCUACCAGUAUGACUCCCUGCUGCUGGGGCCCAAGAACUUCAGUGGGGUCCUGGCUCCUGACCUGCUGCUGGAGCUGCUGGAGUUGCAGGAGAAGCUGCGGCACCUCCAGGUGUGGUCGCCGGAGGAGCAGCGCAAUGUGUCACUGCAGGACAUCUGCUACGCCCCCCUCAACCCGCACAACACCAGUCUCUCUGACUGCUGCGUCAACAGCCUCCUACAGUAUUUCCAGAACAACCGGACGCGCCUGCUGCUCACGGCCAACCAGACGCUGGCCGGGCAGACCUCCCUGGUGGACUGGAGGGACCACUUUCUCUACUGUGCCAAUGCCCCACUCACCUUUAAAGAUGGCACAGCCCUGGCACUGAGCUGCAUGGCUGACUAUGGGGCCCCCGUCUUCCCUUUCCUCGCCAUAGGGGGCUACAAAGGGAAGGACUAUUCUGAGGCUGAUGCCCUGAUAAUGACCUUCUCCCUCAACAAUUACCCUUCUGGGGACCCCCGGCUGGCCCAGGCUAAGCUCUGGGAGUGGGGCUUCUUAGAGGAGAUGCGAGCCUUCCAGCGUCGGACAGCCGGCAUGUUCCAGGUCACAUUCAUGGCAGAGCGCUCCCUGGAGGAUGAGAUCAACCGCACCACAUUCCAGGACCUGCCCAUCUUUGCUGUCAGCUACAUAGUCAUCUUCCUGUACAUCUCCCUGGCCCUGGGCAGCUACUCCAGCUGGCGCCGAGUGCGGGUGGACUCCAAGGCCACACUGGGCCUGGGCGGAGUGGCUGUGGUGCUGGGAGCGGUUGUGGCUGCCAUGGGCUUCUUCUCCUACCUGGACAUCCCCUCCUCGCUGGUGAUCCUUCAAGUGGUGCCUUUCCUGGUGCUCGCCGUAGGGGCUGACAACAUCUUCAUCUUUGUUCUUGAGUACCAGAGACUGCCCCGGAGGGCCGGGGAGAAACGGGAGGCCCACAUUGGCCGAGCCCUGGGCAGGGUGGGCCCGAGCAUGCUGCUGUGCAGCCUCUCUGAGGCCAUCUGCUUCUUCCUAGGGGCCUUGACCUCCAUGCCGGCUGUGCGAACCUUUGCCUUGACCUCCGGUUUCGCGGUGAUCCUUGACUUUCUGCUGCAGAUGUCAGCUUUUGUGGCCCUGCUUUCUCUCGACUGCAGGAGGCAGGAGGCCUUGCGGCUGGACUUCUGCUGCUGCUGCAGCGCCGGGGAGCUGCCCCCGCCGGCCCAGAGCGAGGGGCUCCUGCUCCGGUCCUUCCGAAAGUUCUACGCCCCGCUGCUGCUGCACCCGGUUACCCGCGCCGUCGUGCUGCUCGGGUUCCUGGCCCUGUUUGGAGGGUGUCUCUAUCUCGCGAGCCACAUCAGCGUGGGGCUGGACCAGGAGCUGGCCCUGCCCAAGGACUCGUACCUGCUUGACUAUUUCCUCUUUCUGAACCGCUACUUUGAGGUGGGGGCCCCGGUCUACUUUGUCACCACUGGGGGCUAUAACUUCUCUAGUGAGGCGGGUAUGAAUGCCAUCUGCUCCAGUGCAGGCUGCGACAGCUACUCCUUAACCCAGAAGAUCCAGUACGCCACUGAGUUCCCCGAGCAGUCUUACCUGGCCAUCCCAGCUUCCUCCUGGGUGGACGACUUCAUUGACUGGCUGACCCCAUCCUCCUGUUGCCGCCUUUAUACCUCUGGCCCCAAUAAAGACGAGUUCUGCCCCUCAACUAUCAACGCUCUGGCCUGCCUGAAGUACUGUGUGAGCUUCACGCUGGGCCCCAUCCGGCCAUCGGUGGAGCAAUUCCACAAGUAUCUUCCUUGGUUCCUGAAUGACCCGCCCAACACCAACUGUCCCAAAGGUGGGCUGGCAGCAUACAGCACCUCUGUGGAUUUGGGCCCUGAGGGCCAGGUUUUAGCCUCUCGGUUCAUGGCCUACCACAAGCCCCUGAAGAACUCGCAGGACUACACGGAGGCUCUGCGGGCAGCUCGGGUGCUGGCGGCCAACAUCACUGCCGACCUGCGGAAGGUGCCGGGCACUGACCCGGCCUUUGAGGUCUUCCCCUACACGCUCACCAACGUGUUCUACGAGCAGUACCUGACUGUGAUCCCUGAGGGCCUCUUCAUGCUCAGCCUCUGCCUGGUGCCUACCUUCGCUGUCUGCUACCUCCUGCUGGGCAUGGACCUCCGCUCCAGCCUCCUCAACCUGUUCUCCAUUGUCAUGAUCCUUGUGGACACCGUGGGCUUCAUGGCCCUGUGGGGCAUCAGCUACAAUGCCGUGUCCCUCAUCAACCUGGUCACGGCGGUGGGCAUCUCUGUGGAGUUCGUGUCCCACAUCACCCGCUCCUUUGCCAUCAGCACCAAGCCCACCCGGCUGGAGAAGGCCAAGGAGGCCACCAUCUCCGUGGGCAGUGCGGUGUUUGCUGGAGUGGCCAUGACCAACCUACCGGGCAUCCUCGUCCUGGGCCUGGCCAGUGCGCAGCUCAUCCAAAUCUUCUUCUUCCGCCUCAACCUCCUCAUCACUCUGCUGGGCCUGCUGCACGGCCUGGUCUUCCUGCCGGUCAUCCUCAGCUACCUGGGGCCUGAGGUCAACCCAGCUCUGGUGCUGGAGCAGAAGCGGGCAGAGGAGGCAGCUGCGGCUAGGACAGCCUCCUGCCCCAAGCACCCCACCCCAACGGACAUGGUCAGCAGCAUCUAUGUCAACUAUGGCUUUGAACUUCCUGCCAAGAGUGCGGGCGGCAGCGGCUUUCUGCCCCACAGUGGGCAGGAAUUCUGAUGGAGACAGAGCCUCAUCUGGGCUCACUGGCCCUGACCCGAGGGCUCAUGGGAGUUCCCCUGUGGGGUUCCUUGACCCAUCUUCCCCCUCAGGGCUUGGGAGAGGCUGUCCCCAUGGGAAUACCCACGACAGGACACCCUCUGGCCGCCAGGUGCCUGAUGGGCCCUCUGCCUCGACAGCAGGUCCUUGAUUUCCAAGUUAUUCAAGCCUCAGUCAGCACGUGAUUGCCUCCGCCUUUGGGGUACCUGGGUCUUGGAGCUUCCAGGAUUAGACACACUCUCCCAGAUUUGUUCUAGACUCAGAACUCUUCUAUAGCUGCCUACUUCUUAUCCAACUUUUCCCCUCUUUUAAUUAUUCCGGCAAAAAAGUUCCAAUUUAGUGUCAGUAAGUCUUUAACACUCUUCAGUAUCCCUGAGAACAGAGAGCAUGAUCCCCACUCCAGGCUACAGACACCACACGAGGCCAGGGAGAGGCAUGGCAGCUGCCUAAGAAGCUCCCCAAGCCAUGGUUCCUGCUAGGGAAGAGCCAGGGAGAACGUUCUUGAAAACACUCUGGUCAGAGAUGGACCCCACCCGGAAAAUGGCAUUCAGUUUGACCUCCGUGUCCAAUGAUUAUUAAGGCUAUUGCCACCAGUAUAGAGGCUGCCCGCGUCUGCAAGGCUGUGAGCUCCUGGAGAUGGGCUGGCCCUGCCACCUCUGUCCCACACCUGGAGCACCCUGCUAGGGCCUCAAACUAGCUCCACCUGAGACCCCACGGAGAAGCAGAGGGAUGCGCCUUGCUCAGUGCUGUGCACACAGGUGCUUAGUAAAUGUCUGUUGAACA
This is a messenger RNA of Equus caballus (horse), 5140 nucleotides long. It is a transcript of the gene NPC1L1, whose product is annotated as NPC1 like intracellular cholesterol transporter 1. Gene Ontology annotation, biological process: cholesterol homeostasis; intestinal cholesterol absorption. Gene Ontology annotation, cellular component: plasma membrane. Gene Ontology annotation, molecular function: lipid carrier activity; cholesterol binding. Lineage: Eukaryota; Metazoa; Chordata; Mammalia; Perissodactyla; Equidae. The record is from RefSeq and is a predicted model, not a curated record.